AUGAACAUCGAGCUCAAGAUCAGAGGUCCCUGCUCCAUGCCAUGGAUGCUGCGUGUGAGGAUGUUGCAGGAGAUCAGUGUAGGGGAUGGUUGCCACAUGUACGCCGUUUCUUCCCUCGUUCCAUCACAAGGGCGAAAAUACGCUGUGAUGUGGACGAGAAUCUGUGGCCAGACAGACAGCAGAGUGUGGACGGCCAGCAGGGUGAGGACGCUGGCCAGGAGAGGGAGGGUGAUGGGAGGCAAGAUGCUCACGAUCUUUGAACUUGUGCAGAAGAUGGAUACCAACUUGGAGCGAACUCUCCUGCUCCUACUCUUUGCUCUGAUCCCUUCAUCUCAUGGAGCUCAAAUACCAAGUCCAGACCAACCCAAGGAGAUCCCAGUAGCUACAAAUGGACAGCUGUUUCCCUGGGACCGCAUGAGACUCCCCAAAACCAUCUCCCCACUCCACUAUGACCUGAGCCUCCACCCCAACCUCACCACCCUGGACUUCACCGGCGUCGUUCGCAUAGACCUGGACGUGCACGAAGACACCAGCGUUGUGGUUCUCCACGCAAAGAAAAUGCACAUAUCAAGCGCGCUGUUGCUCGCGCCAGCGGGCACGAGGGUCCUCCAGGUUCUGGAGUAUCCUCGCUUUCAUCAGCUCGCCUUGAUGUCUGACGUGGUGCUGACCAAAGGCAGGAAGUAUGAGGUCCAGCUGGAGUUUGCUGCAAACCUGUCUGACAGCUACCAUGGGUUCUACAAGAGCAGCUACCGCACCAGCACCGGGGAGGUCCGGGUCAUGGCAUCAACACAGUUUGAGGCGACCUUUGCUCGUGGGGCCUUUCCCUGUUUUGAUGAGCCCGCCUUCAAAGCCAACUUCACCAUCCGGAUUAUUAGAGAGCCACGCCACAUUGCCAUUUCCAACAUGCCUAAGAAGUGGUACUCGGGGGAUGAGCUGGAUGUCAGGGCCAUCAUGGACACCUGGACGCUGCAGGAGGGCUUCCCGCUGGUCACCGUGGAGGUCAAAGGGCGGGAGGUCAGGCUGAGUCAGGAGCGGUUCCUUAGGACGGACAACCCCUCCCUCACUGAAGGGUUCUUGUGGCAGAUCCCGUUGACGUAUAUGACCAGCGCCUCCCGCUCCGUCCACCGUUUCCUUCUGAAAACAAAAUCUGACGUCCUGUACCUGCCAGAGGAGGUGGACUGGGUGAAGUUCAACGUCAACAUGAGCGGCUACUACAUGGUCCACUAUGGCGGUGGGGGCUGGAACUCCAUCAUCUCCCUGCUGCAUCACAACCACACAGCCCUGAGUGGCAACGACCGGGCCAGCCUGAUCCACAACGUCUUCCAGCUGGUCAGUGUAGAGAAGGUGAGGCUGGACACGGCCCUGGAGCUGUCCCUUUACCUGUCCAGAGAGACGGAGAUCAUGGCGGUCUGGCAGGGCUUUGGGGAACUUGUACCUCUCUACAAACUGAUGGAGAAGCGAGACAUGCCUGAGCUGGAGAACCAGAUGAAGAGCUUCAUCGUGGAUCUGUUUCGGGGGCUGAUCGAUCAGCAGGAGUGGAACGACUCUGGCUCGGUGUCCCAGCGAGUGUUGAGGAGUUACCUGCUGCUUUUCGCCUGCGUCAGGAAUUACAGUCCCUGUGUGACCAAAGCCACGCGGCUUUUUAACCAGUGGAGGGAUUCUGAUGGCACCAUGAGCCUCCCUGUGGACAUCACCAUGGCCGUGUUUAUGGUUGGAGCUCGCACACGGGAGGGGUGGGACUUCCUGUAUGAGAAGUACCGCACGUCUCUGCAGAUGUCGGUGAAGAGACGCUUAAAGUGGGCCAUGGCGGUCACAACGAUGACGGACAAGCUUCAGUGGAUGAUGGAGCAGAGCCUCAACGGGGAGGUGAUGAAGACCCAGGACCUCCCAGAUGUGAUCGUCUCUGUCGCCAGGAAUCCUCAUGGCUUUAAACUGGCGUGGGACUUCCUCAGAACCCACUGGCACACGCUGAUUCAGAAGUUUGACCUGGGAUCCAGCACUAUAUCCCACUUGGUAGCCGGAGUAACCAACCAGUACUCCACCAGAGAGAUGCUUCACGAGAUACGAAGCUUCUUCGACUCCCUGACAGAAGAGGCGGGUUCUCAGAUGAGGUGCAUCCAGCAGAGCUACGAGACCAUCGAGGACAACAUCCGCUGGAUGGACAGGAACCUUCCUCUGCUGCAGGCCUGGCUGAACAAACAUGGCAGCAGAAACCACCAUCAGGAGUUAUGAGGGGGGGUUAAGGGGUCACAGAAGCCAAAACAGAAGCAGGUCGAUGAUGGAAUUUCUAUAUUUUUACUUGAUGAAAAAGGUUUUACCUGAUGUAUUUUUUUUGAACGGGAACUAAAGUAUGAAAAUUAAUUUAUGCCAAUGGAAAGGUUUAGGGGUUUUGACAAAUUUAAAAAGGAAUUAUUGCAUAAUUUAAAUACAUUUUAAGUGCAUACGAUUGUAGCUUAAUUGGAUUAAAGAUUUUAAUUUUUUGUGAUGUAUUUUAGGCACAAAUUUGGGACCUGGACACUUUUUCUAAGAUUGAUCCUGAUGUGUUUCUGUGGGUUUGUGUUAACGGUAGUUUUUGCUGUGGGGGGGUUAUGUUCAACAGCACUGACGUCUGAAUUUCUGUGAUUUUUGUUUUUAUUGCACUAUUUUUUUAAUGCUACAAAAAUUGUAAAUAAAAAAAAAGACUUUA
Molecule: messenger RNA, 2686 nt
Organism: Oryzias latipes (Japanese medaka)
Lineage: Eukaryota; Metazoa; Chordata; Actinopteri; Beloniformes; Adrianichthyidae
Product: endoplasmic reticulum aminopeptidase 1-like
Biological process (GO): peptide catabolic process; proteolysis
Cellular component (GO): cytoplasm; membrane
Molecular function (GO): zinc ion binding; peptide binding; metalloaminopeptidase activity
Source: RefSeq, a predicted model, not a curated record